AUGAGACACAGAUGGAAACUAGACACAAAUGAGACACAGAGCUUCAGAAAAAUUUUCUUGAGAGCUGUAAAUGUUUCGAAUGAAUCAAGUGAAGAAUAUGUCGACGUUCAAUACACAGCAUUGAAGCGACCGGAAGGGUGCCACCAAGAGGCACUGAGGCUAGUUGAAGUGGAACUGAGGCCAGCUGAGGUAGAACUGAGGCCAGCUGAGGUGGAAUUGAAGCCAGCUGAGGUGGAACUGAGGCCACCUGAAGUGGAACUGAGGCCAGCUGAAGUGGAACUGAGGCCAGCUGAAGUGGAACUGAGGCCAGCUGAAGUGGAACUGAGGCCAGCUGAAGUGGAACUGAGGCCAGCUGAAGUGGAACUGAGGCCAGCUGAAGUGGAACUGAGGCCAGCUGAAGUGGAACUGAGGCCAGCUGAAGUGGAACUGAGGCCAGCUGAAGUGGAACUGAGGCCAGCUGAGGUGGAACUGAGGCCAGCUGAGGUGGAACUGAGGCCAGCUGAAGUGGAACUGAGGCCAGCUGAAGUAGAACUGAGGCCAGCUGAGGCGGAAUUUGUACCACUUGACAAUACAAACUCUUAA
This is a messenger RNA of Procambarus clarkii (red swamp crayfish), 582 nucleotides long. Lineage: Eukaryota; Metazoa; Arthropoda; Malacostraca; Decapoda; Cambaridae. The record is from RefSeq and is a predicted model, not a curated record.